AUGCUAGAGCCACGUUCAACGAGGUCAAGAACCUCCAGUGCAGCUGAUACUGCUGCCGUUGCCAGCUCGUCCAAGGACAGCAAUCUGAUAACCGAUCUCCAUGCUUCACCUAAGAAACGAUCGCGGAUUGAUGCGCAGCCGAAAUUGCUAUCCAAGGGGCCGAGGGGAAAACACGCCCAAGCCCAAGCCCAAGCAAGGGCAUCCGACCCCGAGCUCCCACCGCUCCUUCCCCCUCACCUCGUCUCGGCAUACACGACGGUGGCGCAUCCAACGCUUCCCUUCUCACUCUCCACCGCCAUUGCGCAUCUGCGCCAGACGGAUGCGCGCUUCGACAAGCUCUUCGCCCUCGUGCCGCUGCGCCCGUUCCUGGAACUAGAGCGCAGCGAGGUGCGCGAGCUGGAUCUUUUCAAGACGCUCUGCACCAGCAUCCUUGGGCAGCAGAUCUCCUUCCUCGCGGCGAGGUCGGUGUUGUACAAGUUCUGCAGGCUUUUCCUGAUGCCGGAGCAGCCAGACUAUGAGGCGUUCCCGCGAGAGAAAUGGCCGUUUCCCACGCCGCACGAGGUGCUAGAGGCGAGCGAUGACACGCUCAGGGGAGCCGGCCUUAGCGGGCAAAAGGUCAAGUACAUACGCGAUGUCGCGAGGCGAUUCGCUGACGGGAGGCUAGACGCUAGGAAGUUGAUCGCAAUCGAGGAGGAGGAGGUGGUCAAGGAGCUCGUGCAGAUCAAGGGCGUCGGCCUCUGGACAGCCGAGAUGCUGCUGAUGUUUGCGCUGCGGCGCCCAAACGUCCUACCAGUGGGAGACCUAGGAAUUCAGCGCGGGAUGCUGCUGUUCUACCUCGCCUCGGCGCCGAAAGCCGACGAGGACGGCGAGCUGAUGCUCGCAGGCGUCAGCGUCAGCGAGAGGAAGCAGGCGCCAGAGAAGGUGGCCAAGCGCCGGCAAGGGGAGGCGCGGUGCCAGGACACAAGUGGCCCGAUCCCAGCGGCAUCUGGCCUGACGCCUGCGACCUUGCGUGCGAGAAAGGAUGGCAAGAAGGUCAAAGGCGCCUACCUGACGCCAGAGGAGAUGCGCGCGCUUGCACAGCCGUGGGAGCCGUACAGGAGCAUCGCGAGCUUUUUCAUGUAUGCGCUCAUUGAUGAUGCUCCCAGUAAGUGA
Molecule: messenger RNA, 1152 nt
Organism: Tilletiaria anomala UBC 951
Lineage: Eukaryota; Fungi; Basidiomycota; Exobasidiomycetes; Georgefischeriales; Tilletiariaceae
Product: DNA glycosylase
Exons: 4
Coding region: 1-1152 (383 amino acids)
Biological process (GO): DNA alkylation repair; base-excision repair; base-excision repair, AP site formation
Cellular component (GO): nucleus; protein-DNA complex
Molecular function (GO): alkylated DNA binding; DNA-3-methyladenine glycosylase activity; DNA-7-methylguanine glycosylase activity
Source: RefSeq, a predicted model, not a curated record